This is a messenger RNA of Brugia pahangi, 933 nucleotides long. The record is from the annotation of a GenBank genome assembly. Lineage: Eukaryota; Metazoa; Nematoda; Chromadorea; Rhabditida; Onchocercidae.
AUGGAAACGAAUGGAAGAUUAUUGAAAUUGUGGAGUUUCAAACGAACUCGCUUAUUUGUGAAUAGCAAACUAACUGUUGUUGACGCGACGAACUGCACUUCUCAUCAAUCGAUCAAAGAUAAGGAUGAAAGUGAUCCGUAUAUUAUUGGUGAUGCGAAGCUACUCGGAUUUGCUGAUCCGUUCCAAGGCAAUUCUAACAAUUGUAUAAGCAAACAUCAGAUUCCGUGCUAUCCAAACGCUUCAGUAAUGACCCUCAAGGAAAAUAUGCCAUCCCCGGAACGACCGGGUACUAGACCAUCACCAGCCACUGCUUUUUUGUUGAAACAAAUUUCUGAAGCUAAUGUGCCUGAAUCAGGUCAAUUUUACGAAAAGAUAUCACGUGAUAGUGGAAAUGAGAAGAAUCGUUUUCUAAAUUUACCAGCACCAUAUCAUCUAUUACCAGAUACACCUUAUUUUCGUCGAGCGCCAAUUGUGCCUCCACCAACAAGGAGUUUAUCGACAACAGAGCAAAUGCCCAUUCAACAACGUAUUAUUAAUCGCUAUCUGGCAAGCAUGAAAAUUGAUGAUGAAAACGGUUUUGCAGCAAUAGCACGAUAUGAACAAGAAUGCUAUAAACAUUUAUGUGCAUCAUCAUAUUAUCCAUUGUUAACAUUACCGGAACAACAACCCUGUGCUUAUCUAGGAAUGAGAGAGUUCAAAAAAGGUGCAGGAAGAAUAGGAGAUGGCUUUGAUACCGGAUUAAGAAUUGGCAUGGGUGCAAGAAAGCAUACUCUCUCUGCUGAUUUUAUUGAUUCUUCAACAGUGAAAAAUCAAACAGUGAUACAUACCUUAAAUAGCACUAAUAAUGACUGGUCAACAAUACUGUCACCAUGCAAUCAGCAUUACGAAAUAUGGGAUUGUGCCCCACUGUGGACAUGGAAUUUCAAACAAUAG